Molecule: messenger RNA, 171 nt
Organism: Helobdella robusta
Lineage: Eukaryota; Metazoa; Annelida; Clitellata; Rhynchobdellida; Glossiphoniidae
Exons: 1
Biological process (GO): regulation of transcription by RNA polymerase II
Cellular component (GO): nucleus
Molecular function (GO): RNA polymerase II cis-regulatory region sequence-specific DNA binding; DNA-binding transcription factor activity, RNA polymerase II-specific
Source: RefSeq, a predicted model, not a curated record
AAGAGAGCUAGAACCAGAAUAACAGACGAACAACUGAGCAUUCUCAGAGCACAUUUUGAUAUAAGCAAUUCUCCAAACGAUGAUCAAAUUGCAGAAAUGGCUGUAUCAACACAGCUACCCCCAAAAGUAAUAAAACAUUGGUUUCGAAAUACUUUGUUUAAAGAAAGGCAG